GGCUUGUUGUUGUAGAGGCCAAGAUGGCGGCUCAGGCGGCGGCUGCGGCCCAGGCAGCUGCGGCCCAGGCAGCGCAGGCCGAGGCGGCCGAGUCGUGGUAUCUGGCUCUCCUGGGCUUCGCCGAGCACUUUCGUACUUCCAGUCCACCCAAGAUUCGCCUGUGCGUGCACUGCCUGCAGGCGGUGUUCCCUUUCAAGCCGCCGCAGCGCAUCGAGGCCCGCACCCAUUUGCAGCUGGGCUCGGUGCUCUACCACCACACCAAGAACAGUGAGCAGGCGCGCAGCCACCUGGAGAAAGCGUGGCUGAUAUCCCAGCAAAUCCCACAGUUCGAAGACGUCAAAUUUGAAGCGGCAAGUCUGCUGUCAGAGCUGUAUUGUCAGGAGAAUUCUGUGGAUGCGGCAAAACCGCUACUGCGGAAAGCAAUCCAGAUCUCUCAGCAAACUCCCUAUUGGCACUGCCGCUUGCUCUUCCAGCUUGCUCAACUGCACACACUUGAAAAGGACCUGGUGUCGGCCUGCGAUCUCCUGGGUGUGGGGGCCGAGUAUGCCCGUGUGGUGGGAUCCGAAUAUACACGGGCUCUGUUCCUGCUCAGCAAGGGGAUGCUGCUGCUGAUGGAGCGCAAGCUGCAGGAGGUGCAUCCGCUGCUGACACUGUGUGGGCAAAUCGUGGAGAACUGGCAGGGAAACCCCAUUCAGAAGGAGUCGCUGCGAGUCUUCUUCCUGGUGCUGCAGGUCACCCACUACCUGGACGCCGGGCAGGUGAAGAGUGUGAAGCCCUGCCUGAAGCAGCUGCAGCAGUGCAUCCAGACCAUCUCUACACUGCACGAUGAUGAGAUCUUGCCCAGCAAUCCUGCCGACCUCUUCCACUGGCUGCCCAAGGAGCACAUGUGCGUGCUCGUCUACUUGGUGACAGUGAUGCACUCCAUGCAGGCUGGCUACCUUGAGAAGGCGCAGAAGUACACAGACAAGGCCCUCAUGCAGCUGGAGAAGCUCAAGAUGCUUGACUGCAGCCCAAUCCUGUCCUCGUUCCAAGUGAUCCUCCUGGAGCACAUCAUCAUGUGCCGGCUUGUCACGGGCCACAAGGCCACUGCGCUGCAGGAGAUCUCCCAGGUCUGUCAGCUGUGCCAGCAGUCACCCCGGCUCUUCUCCAACCAUGCGGCACAGCUGCACACGCUGUUGGGCCUAUACUGCGUCUCCGUCAACUGCAUGGACAAUGCAGAAGCCCAGUUCACCACCGCCCUUAGGCUCACCAACCACCAAGAGUUAUGGGCCUUCAUCGUGACCAACCUGGCCAGCGUGUACAUUCGGGAAGGAAAUAGACACCAAGAGGUACUGUACAGCCUGCUGGAGAGGAUAAACCCUGACCACAGCUUUCCUGUGAGUUCGCACUGCCUGCGUGCAGCAGCCUUCUAUGUGCGUGGCCUCUUCUCCUUCUUCCAGGGCCGCUACAACGAGGCCAAGCGGUUUCUACGGGAGACUCUGAAGAUGUCCAACGCAGAGGAUCUGAACCGCCUUACAGCCUGCUCGCUUGUGCUCCUUGGCCACAUCUUCUAUGUGCUAGGCAACCACAGGGAGAGUAACAACAUGGUGGUGCCCGCCAUGCAGCUGGCCAGCAAGAUCCCGGACAUGUCAGUGCAGCUGUGGUCAUCUGCCUUGCUGAGAGACCUGAACAAGGCAUGCGGGAAUGCCAUGGACGCCCACGAGGCCGCACAGAUGCACCAGAACUUCUCUCAGCAGCUGCUUCAGGACCACAUCGAGGCCUGCAGUCUUCCGGAGCACAACCUCAUCACGUGGACAGAUGGCCCACCCCCUGUGCAGUUCCAGGCCCAGAACGGUCCCAACACCAGCCUGGCCAGCCUCCUGUGAGCCGUCUGCCCUGCCUGCCGCCCUUGAGGGCAGUCGUGGGCCUGUCCAGUGACUUCUGGGUGCCCUGGGUGCUGCUCCAGCAGCAUUUGUGACCAUACCACCUGCCAUGUGCCUGCACCCACCACACCAUGUUCCUGGUGGCUUCUGAACCAAGUUCAGAGAAAGAAGCCAUGGCUGCCGUAGCCAUGCCCUCUGCCCACCUUCCUCUCUGCCAGGACCUGGAGACCAGGAGGCUGCUGUGUCACUGGGCCAUGUCCUCACACGGUCCUAGGCACGGUUCAGACUUCACCUGGCUCAAGGUGUACAACAUCACCACAAGAUCUGAGCCCCAUACUUCCCCCCAGCAGCCCUUGCUGCAGAGGACGCCUGGAGGACCCCUGGAGGAGGCUGCUUGUUGACCCCACCAGGGCUCUGAGCAGGACCUGCCAGGACCCUCACUGGUGCUGCCCUUUGUGUGGGUCACCCGAGGUGCCACAUGGUGACCUCCCCGGUGCAGCGUGGUGCCCAGCUGGGCAAGGCCUGGGGUGGAACCCAGAUCCUAUCACCCUUGCAUAGUAAGCAAUGUUGGGGUCUCGCUGGGGGACACUGGUGGCACAGAACAGCCACCACCAUUCAGGCCAGGCUGGGCCUGGGCCAUUGCUUGCAGCCAGCGCCACACUGGGACUGGAACAGUAGUGGGGGCAACAGGGCUGGUGGUCCCCUCACCACCCCAGAAGAGCCUGGCCCUGCCCUCAGGGAAUAGGACGGUGCAGGACAGGGUGCAGCACUGGUCCUUGGAGCUUGGCAGAAACCCCAGAACUGCCCCAGAACUGCAGUCACCCCAAUCAUGUCUCACAUCAUGUCUUCGCUCUCCUAUUUAUUUAAGACUUCCGCUUAUGGGCAUUUUAUUGUAGAGCAGUUGAACAAGAGCCUCCAACCCUAACAUCUGUCCUGAUGUUCACGUGCCUGUAGCAGUCACCAUCUCUCUCCUGUGUGUAUGAAUUUACGAUCCUGUCACAAUGAAAAGGUUCACUGCUCA
Molecule: messenger RNA, 2883 nt
Organism: Perognathus longimembris pacificus (Pacific pocket mouse)
Lineage: Eukaryota; Metazoa; Chordata; Mammalia; Rodentia; Heteromyidae
Gene: Mau2
Product: MAU2 sister chromatid cohesion factor
Exons: 19
Coding region: 24-1865 (613 amino acids)
Biological process (GO): maintenance of mitotic sister chromatid cohesion; mitotic sister chromatid cohesion
Cellular component (GO): chromatin; SMC loading complex
Molecular function (GO): protein binding; double-stranded DNA binding
Source: RefSeq, a predicted model, not a curated record